Molecule: messenger RNA, 375 nt
Organism: Fusarium venenatum
Lineage: Eukaryota; Fungi; Ascomycota; Sordariomycetes; Hypocreales; Nectriaceae
Biological process (GO): mitotic sister chromatid cohesion
Cellular component (GO): Ctf18 RFC-like complex
Source: RefSeq, a predicted model, not a curated record
AUGUCGAGCCAAUCAAGCGGUGUACCCGUACAGCACAACCCCUCGUCUACCAAUUACCGCCUCAUCGAGCUUCCCCCAGAUCUACAAAACGUUCUUGAGGCUGAAGACGCCCCCGUGCUUAGCAUUGAGUCUUCUGAUACCUCUGCUGUUAUCAAAACCCCCAACAAGACAUAUGCAUUACGUCAAAAGAACACAUCCAAUGCUUUCAUGCUUAUCUCGCCCAUGUCCUCGUCGUCUUCAGAUGAACCAUUCAGCCAGGGUAUUUCUAUAGUUUCCACGAUCAAGGAGACUGUCGAGUUGGAUGUCGUCCCUGAAAAGGCAAAAAGUGUCCCGGGCAAGGGCAAGUGGCAUGAGCGAUUCGGACGGAAUAGAUAG